Camellia sinensis is the source of this 1552-nucleotide messenger RNA. NCBI's taxonomy places the organism in Eukaryota, Viridiplantae, Streptophyta, Magnoliopsida, Ericales, Theaceae. The record is from RefSeq and is a predicted model, not a curated record.
UUUCUCGUGGCAAAAAAAAAUCUUUUUGCUUCCCGCACUCUUCAUCUUUGCUCUGUCUUCCAUAUACCCUUUCAGUAUCCUGUUCUUAUAUCCAAAAAAAAAAAAAAAGGGGGGGAAAAAACGGUCUGCCUUUUCCCAGUCGUCUCUUUCCAUCUCAAAGCCCUAACAGCACCAGUGUGAGAUACCUUCUCUCCUCUCCUUUUCUCUCCUCUCACAUUCGCUCGCACAGAACCCCCUUCGCACAGACCCUCACUAUCUCUCUCUUGCUCUCGCUCUUGCGUUAUCCUCACAGUCUGUCUGUAGCAGCGGUAGCGGCGGCGACUUCCCACUGGUUCUCCAUCCGGCAUCCAGGUGCUGAAUGCCAGCAAAAAUAAGCUUAAAUCAAUGGAUGAGGUCAGAUCUCUUUUGAGCUUACGUGCAUUGAUCUUGAAUGAUAAUGAGAUUGUUUCCAUUUGCAGGCUUGAUCAAUUGAAAGAAUUGAACACUUUAGUUCUUUCUAGAAAUCCAAUCAAUAAACUUGGAGAGUCUCUAGUCAAGGUGAAAUCAAUCACGAAGCUCUCUCUAUCUAAUUGCCAACUUCAAGCCAUUGAUUCACUAAAGUCAUGCACUGAGUUGAAAGAGCUUCGACUUGCUCACAAUGAUACCAAGGUUAAACCGUCGCAAAAAUCAUUGAUUAGCCGUCGCUAUAAGAACGCAACGGUUUGUAAUUGUUGCAAAUACUUUUUGUCACAUCCCUUUCCGCCGCCACUCAUUUCCCAUUGCUGUUCCGUUGCAAGACUUUUUGUGACAAUAUAUGAAUCUUUUGCAACGUUUGAGACCAUUGCAAAAAGUCCGGGUAUUUAGUAGCGUAAGAAAAAUGGUGAAGGAUUUGUCGUGCCCCGUCGUGCCCUCAAUUGAAAUAUUGUUCGCCUAAUUGGUCAUGUUCUUCUUGAGUUCCAUCAUUGAAUUCCUAAGUUGUUGAGGCUCUUCUUGAGCUCGUGCAACCCAAGCUCGUCUAUUGGAGCUUCCCACCAACAGUCUUUGGCUAGCUUUUCUCGCAUGUUCUAGGGUUUCACCAUGUCGUUUCUCGACCUCUAAUUCAUUGAGAAUUUGGGUAAGUUAUAAGUUAAGCUUGGGCAUGCUAGCAUUACGAUGAGCCUUAAUGAUGUGGCUUGUGGUGGUGUUUGGUGGAAGGUUUCGAGUCAAGAACUGAUUACGAUGGAAUCCACAUUAGGGUGGCCGAAAGAGAAGACCUUACCAGCAGGAGAGAAAACUUUGAUAGUAAUCUCUACGCCAUAAAGUGUGCAAAAUUCACUUGACUUUAUAAAAAGUCCAGAGCGACGUUUUGAAAAUGUGACUUGCAAGUGAUUUUUUCUCUAUUUUCGCGAUUUUGAUCUUUAGGCAACCCAUGCUUGGUUUCUUUGCCAUUGCUAAAAUAUUGAAGAAUUUUUCUCUUCCCACGAAAGAGAAAAUAAAAAUUCACAUUUACCAAGGAUAUGUUUAGAUGAGACGAAAGCAAUUUAAAGGGACUUGAAAUUUACUCAUAAUGCUGGCCAAUAUGAUUGUGUUUUCA